GGUUCUGCAGUAAAUAAUAAUAAUAGUUACUAGUUUGUGGUAGUACAAUGCAUUUUUAAAAUAAUGUAGAAUCGUGUGCGCCAUGCUGCGAAUUAAACCAAAUUAAAUGUGCGUGGUGGGCAGUCUGGUGAUGUCCACAAACAACAUAAAGGAUUCAUACGAAACAUUUUAUUCCACCGUUAAACGUUGACGUUUCGUGCGAGGAUAAAAUAAUGGUAAAAAAAAAAUCGCGUUAAGACAAAUGUCAUCAUCAACCAAAAAUGUGUGAUUCACAUUGAGUGGCGGAGUGAUUUCGAAAGUAACGAAAAGUGACUUAACAUUUCGGACGCCUACUAAAAGUAGUUCCGACCGUUCAGAACGAGGUAUUUUUAUUUAAAGAAUGAAAGGGGUACAGGAAAAUGAAGAAUUAAGGCCGGCACAGCGUCAUGGUUCCAGAUGACAAAUCCAACCCAGAGUUGGAAAAUGAGGUAGAGUCGUCAAAGGUGCUGAAACAUUACCCACGCUACGGCUCCAUCGUGGGAGACACCUGCCCCACUUGUCGCGGCACUGGACGAAUUCCAAGAGGCAACGAAGACCAGUUGGUUGCCGUUAUCCCAUGUAACGACAAACGACUCAAACCAAGACACACGAAGCUGUACGUGUGCGUGACCAUGGCGCUGUGUCUCUUCCUGAGCUGCCUCAUCCUCUUUUUCCUCUUCCCCCGGAGCGUCACGCUGUCCCCCUUGUCCGUGCUGUCCGUCAUGGUCUACUUCAGCCCGGACACGGUGCAAAUGGAGGUCACGAACCUCAUCAGCGUCACCAAUGACAACUUUGUUCCAGUGCAAAUCGUGGGGCUGGAUGUUCAGGGUCUAAUCUCUCGUGUGGUGGUGAGCAAAAUCAAGUUUUCCAACAUGUCUUCCAUCCCAUCACGCUCGGAAAAAUCGUACACAUAUCAAAUUGGCCUGCCCAUUAAUGAAAAAGGCCUCAGCACUUUCUGCCAAUCCACUUCAAUAAAGAUCCACACCCUAUUCGUGGAACUGCAGAUUACCAUGAACAUCUCUUACUUGUCCCACACGGAGCAGCUGUCCGUGGAUACCUUUGAGUACAUUGACUGCGGUACCAACUCCACCUCACCGCACCCUGUCAGAUGAGCUCGCACAAGUAACCAAAGUGUAUGAAUGUGUGUUUUGGGUGGGGCUUUCAACCCAUCUAACAGUGGGUUACAACCAUGCAAUUAGAAUGCAUGAGCAUUUUUCUUUUCUUUCUGAACAAAGUCACCAACUUGUCGAAUGUCUCUAAAAGUUGAUCCUGAAAGAUUAAUCUGAGGUACGGGGGGCUGUAUUUAGAUUUUUUUUCAUGCUUUGAUAACAAUUGUGUGCGUGGUGUGUUGGUCUCGACCACUUACAGUACACUAAAAGUGGUAAGUGGAUUUUUUUUUUUUUUCCCCUUGUGGGUUUACAUUUUGAAAAUUGUUAAAAAUCACAAUGUGAGUAUCCCUCUUUACUGCAACCAAAGAAGCACCUUUGUGGCACUUAAAUGGAAGUUUAACAUGACUUGUUCGGGAGAAAGAUUGUGUGAUUGUUGCACUUUAUUGUUGCCAAGUCAAUUUCAGCUGAUUGACAUUGAAGGGAGAACUUUAGGUAAAUAUUAAAAUGUGAUAAAUAUCCAGUAUUUGGAUGACAAAUGGAUUUGUAAUAUGACAGUAUUCACGAAAAUCACCUUGAUAAAUCCAUGUGUCACACUGUUUAAUCUGCUGUUUUAUUCAUUUAAUAAAUUGUUUUGUACUGCAAAAAUAUU
Corythoichthys intestinalis (scribbled pipefish) is the source of this 1776-nucleotide messenger RNA. It is a transcript of the gene tmem106a, whose product is annotated as transmembrane protein 106A. The record is from RefSeq and is a predicted model, not a curated record. NCBI's taxonomy places the organism in Eukaryota, Metazoa, Chordata, Actinopteri, Syngnathiformes, Syngnathidae. Bases 426 to 1130 code for a protein of 234 amino acids. The transcript has 8 exons.